CCUGGACACAAGCCGCACCCGGUUUUAUAAUAUGAGAGAGAAACUAGUCUAAUAGACAGACACACAGACACAGCUGCAAAGCAAAACAACGCUACUAUGGAGAAUGAGAUUCGGACAUUGUCUUUCCCUGCCGAUAGUCCGCCGCCUCUACCGGUGAUUGUGGCUGCCAAGCUUGCCGGCCUUGCUCUUCCAAUCGAUACAUCCCUACCUCCUAAUUCUGCUCCCACGCUUCUCUUCUCUAAUGGGCUUAAAUUACAUGGAACAUAUGUGCUUCUUCGCUAUAUUGCUCGUGUUGCUAGCCUUCCCAAUUUCUAUGGACAGAAUGCAUAUGAAUCUGGCCAGAUUGAUGAGUGGCUGGAAUAUGCCCCCGUCUUUUCAUUGGGUCCUGCAUUUGAGAACGCGUGCAAGUACGUUGAUGAUUUUUUGCAGAGUCGUACCUUUCUGGUUGGUUCCUGCUUCUCAAUUGCAGAUGUUGCAAUCUGGUCUGCUCUUGCAGGAAGUGGACAGAGAUGGGAAAGUUUGAGGAAGUCAACAAAGUACCAAAAUCUCGCUCGGUGGUUCAAUUCUAUAUUGGCAGAAUAUAAUGAUGCCUUGAAUGAAGUCACAGCUCUAUAUGUUGGCAAAAGAGGAUCGGGAAAGCCAAUUGCUUCCAAAUUGAAGGAGCAACAGGGUGCCAGUAAUCAAUCGAAGAGUUCAUACGAAAUAGAUCUUCCAGAAGCUGAGGUCGGAAAGGUACGUUUACGGUUUGCACCAGAACCCAGCGGUUAUCUUCACAUUGGGCACGCGAAAGCAGCCCUGUUGAACCAGUAUUUUGCUCAACGGUACCAAGGCGUAGUUAUUGUGCGGUUUGAUGACACAAAUCCUGCCAAAGAGAGCAAUGAGUUUGUGGAAAAUCUUCUGAAGGAUAUAGAGACUUUGGGUAUCAAGUAUGUUGCUGUUACAUACACCUCAGAUUACUUUCCUCAGAUGAUGGAAAUGGCUGAGAAUUUGAUUCGCCAGGGUAAAGCGUAUGUUGAUGAUACACCACGUGAGCAAAUGCAGAAAGAAAGAAUGGAUGGGAUUGAAUCAAGAUGUAGAAACAACAGUGUGGAGGAGAAUCUGAAAUUAUGGAAGGAAAUGAUUGCAGGAUCUGAAAGGGGUUUGCAGUGCUGUCUCCGUGGGAAGCUGGAUAUGCAAGACCCAAAUAAAUCACUUCGAGAUCCAGUAUAUUACCGUUGCAAUCCAAUUCCCCAUCAUCGGAUUGGCUCCAAGUAUAAGAUAUACCCAACUUAUGAUUUUGCAUGUCCAUUUGUUGAUGCCAUAGAAGGUAUAACACAUGCUUUAAGAUCUAGUGAAUACCAUGACCGAAAUGCUCAGUAUCACCGGAUUCAAAUGGAUAUGGGAUUGAGAAAGGUCCACCUUUAUGAAUUUAGCCGUCUGAAUAUGGUUUAUACACUUCUCAGCAAGCGCAAACUUCUAUGGUUUGUUGAGAAGGGAAAGGUGGAUGGGUGGGAUGAUGCUCGAUUUCCAACAGUACAAGGAAUCAUUCGUAGAGGACUAAAGGUUGAAGCAUUGAUACAGUUUAUUCUUGAACAGGGGGCAUCAAAAAAUCUCAAUCUAAUGGAAUGGGAUAAACUAUGGACCAUUAAUAAGAAGAUCAUUGAUCCUGUGUGCCCCAGGCAUACUGCUGUCAUUGAGGAAGGAUGUGUGCUAAUUACCCUGACAAAUGGUCCUGAGAAACCAUUUGCCCGCAUCAUACCAAGGCAUAAGAAAUACGAAGGAGCUGGGGAUAAGUGUACUACUUUCACAAGGAGGAUAUGGAUUGACAAGGCUGAUGCAGAAUCUAUCUCAGCGGAUGAGGAGAUAACUUUGAUGGAUUGGGGCAAUGCUAUUGUGAAGCAAAUAGAGAAGGACCAUGAUGGAAACAUCACCCAGCUGAGUGGGAUGUUGCAUCUUGAAGGAUCUGUCAAGACCACAAAGUUGAAGCUUACUUGGCUUCCUGAAACAAGCGAGCUAGUUAACCUUACUCUGGUGGAUUUUGACUAUCUAAUUACAAAGAAGAAGCUUGAGGAAGGAGAGGAUUUCCUUGAUGCGCUUAACCCAUGUACAAAAAGGGAGACUGCAGCCAUAGGGGAUUCCAACAUGCGGAAUUUGCAGCGGGGAGAGGUAUUGCAGCUGGAGAGAAAAGGAUACUUUAGAUGUGAUGUUCCCUUUAUUAGGCCUUCAAAGCCUAUAGUGUUAUAUGCAAUCCCAGAUGGCAGGCAGCAGACCUCUUUGAAGUAAAAACCUCUCCAUUUGAAUAAUUUAAUCAGUGUUCUAAGAUUUGUCUACCUUUAUCAAACAUCAUUGUUGACUUGAUAUGCUUUUAUCAGAUGAGAAUUACUCUCUCUCUCUCUCUCUCUCUCUCUCUCUCAUUUAUAUGAAAUACUGAUGCAUCUUUCUUUUA
Molecule: messenger RNA, 2425 nt
Organism: Quercus lobata
Lineage: Eukaryota; Viridiplantae; Streptophyta; Magnoliopsida; Fagales; Fagaceae
Product: Glutamyl/glutaminyl-tRNA synthetase, class Ic
Exons: 6
Coding region: 97-2262 (721 amino acids)
Biological process (GO): translation; glutamyl-tRNA aminoacylation
Cellular component (GO): methionyl glutamyl tRNA synthetase complex; cytosol; cytoplasm
Molecular function (GO): ATP binding; glutamate-tRNA ligase activity
Source: RefSeq, a predicted model, not a curated record